Molecule: messenger RNA, 3273 nt
Organism: Medicago truncatula (barrel medic)
Lineage: Eukaryota; Viridiplantae; Streptophyta; Magnoliopsida; Fabales; Fabaceae
Product: protein TRANSPARENT TESTA 9
Exons: 21
Coding region: 301-2895 (864 amino acids)
Biological process (GO): endosomal transport; regulation of autophagosome maturation; vacuolar transport
Cellular component (GO): Golgi apparatus; late endosome
Source: RefSeq, a predicted model, not a curated record
ACACGUUGCAAAUGCAUUGCGUCACUCCUCAAGUUUCCUUGUUCAAAUUGUUCUAUUCAUUCAUCAUCUUCAACUUCACAACCUCUUUCGUUAAUCAAUCAAUUAAAUAAUUAAUCCUAACUCGAAACUCAAAAAGUGUUCUCAUUUGUUUCGAUAACACUCUUUCUUUCUCUUUCAUCGCGAUCUCUCUCUCUCUCUCUCAUCGAAAACCCCACUCUCUCUGAAGCUGCUCGCUCGUGUGGAGGAUCGAGCAGUUUCAAUCUCGAUGAAUUUCGCCUCUUGAUUGAUUCUCAUAGAACCAUGUGGUUUUCCUUCUGGAGAUCCAAAGAUCGUUUUUCAUUGGAUCAACUCAGGUACUUAGCUGAUCAGUUGACAAAAGUUCAAAUAGUUAAUGAGGUUAACAAGGAUUUUGUUAUUGAGGCACUGAGAUCAAUCGCGGAGUUGGUAACAUAUGGCGACCAACAUGACCCAACCUUUUUUGAAUUUUUCAUGGAAAAGCAAGUUGUGGGGGAUUUUGUACGUAUUCUAAAACUUAGCAGGACUAUUAGCAUUCCACUUCAGUUGCUACAAACUGUUAGCAUUAUGAUCCAAAACCUACAAAGCGAACAUGCUAUAUACUAUAUGUUCAGUAAUGAACAUAUGAACUACCUAAUUACGUAUUCAUUUGAUUUCCGCAAUGAAGAGCUGUUGUCAUACUACAUAUCUUUUUUAAGAGCAAUAGGUGGGAAAUUAAACAAGAAUACUAUUUCUCUGCUUGUGAAGACUCGCAAUGACGAAGUAGUUUCAUUUCCAUUAUAUGUCGAGGCGAUACGCUUUGCCUUUCAUGAGGAGAGCAUGAUCCGCGCUGCUGUACGUGCUGUGACCCUUAAUGUUUAUCAUGUUGGAGAUGACUCUGUUAAUAGAUAUAUAACCAGCGAACCUCACACAGAUUACUUUUCAAAUCUGGUUUCCUUUUUUAGGAAGCAGUGUAUGGAUUUAAACAGACUGAUCUCUGAGACGCUGAAAAAUCCAGGCCCAGAUUCAAACUCUACCGUUACUACUGCUGUAGAUGAAAUUGAGGAUAAUCUAUAUUACUUUAGUGAUAUAAUCUCUGCUGGAAUUCCUGACGUUGAAAGGUUAAUAACAGACAGCAUUCUGAUGCUUCUGAUUUUUCCAGUCCUUCUUCCUUCCCUGAGGACAGUGGCUGAUAACCAUGUUGAUCAGGAUAUGCAAAGUGGUGUUGUGACUUCUCUUUACUUACUUUGUUGCAUCUUGAGGAUAGUCAAGAUCAAAGAUUUGGCAAAUACAAUAGUUGCUGCACUUUAUUACCCCUUAGAGUCCUUUACAAAAUGUUCUGGGGGUCAAGUCAAUGGCUAUAUACCUGAUCAUGGUUUUACAUCUAAAAGCGAUGGGAUAGAUAAUGAUAACCUUGCUGAGAAUAGUGCAAAAUGCUUGGUGGUCAAUGUGCCAUGCUCAUCUAGUUCUUCAGACUGUCAUCCACAAAGUAUCACCAUCCUAAAUAAUGGUAGCAGUUCAAAUGUGGCUUUGAGGGAAGUUUUGCUCGAAUAUGUAACUGGUGGGGCUGAUGUACAAGUUUUGGGUUCCUUGAGUGUGCUUGCCACUCUGCUGCAAACUAAAGAACUUGAUGAGUCAAUGCUGGAUGGGCUUGGAAUUCUUCCACAACGCAAACAGCAAAAAAAGCUCUUACUGCAAGCUUUGGUUGGCGAGGCUUCAGGGGAAGAACAACUUUUUUCUUCUGAAAGUAGCUUAACAAGAGAUGGUAUUGCAUGUGGGCUUGAUGUUUAUCUUAAUAAGAUUAAGGAGCAAUAUGGUGUAUCUUUUCAGCCUUCAAACGUGGUAUCAAGCCCUCGUGUACCUAGAUUUCAGGUGCUCGAUGCAUUAGUGAGCCUCUUUUGCCGUUCUAAUAUAUCUGCAGAGACACUAUGGGAUGGUGGUUGGCUUUUACGCCAGUUGCUUCCUUACAGUGAGUCAGAAUUCAACAACCACCACCUGGAAUUGUUGAAAAUUUCAUACGAGAAUUCGGCUUCUGCUCUUGAAAAGGAAGUUAGAGGUUUUUGGCCCGACCUUCUUAUUACUGUUCUUUGUGAUGAGUGGAGAAAGUGCAAAAGAGCAAUGGAGUCCUCAUCCCCUCCAAAAGAACCAAAGUGCAUGCUUUUUCCACCUCGGAUGUUCUUUUCAGAAGAAGAUAUACCUGAGGGAUCAUCAUUUACUGCUGGAGAAAGAAUGCACGAGUUGGUGAAGGUAUUUGUACUUCUGCACCAACUUCAAAUAUUCACUCACGGUAGAGCUUUGCCUGAUCAACCUCUUAUUUAUCAUCCUUGCGAUCAUCGUACGAAUUCUCGAGCCCAUACUUCUGGACUUGCGGCAGUCCCAAAGCCUGGCACUGAAAUGAACCUUGUUAAUGCUGUGCCUUGUAGAAUUGCUUUCGAGAGGGGCAAAGAGCGCCAUUUUUGCUUUCUAGCAAUCUCUGUAGGAACUUCUGGUUGGCUCGUGCUUGCAGAAGAAUUGCCUUUGAAGAAGCCGUAUGGAGUUGUUCGGGUUGCUGCACCUUUGGCUGGGUGCAAUCCUAGGGUUGACGAUAAGCAUUCAAAAUGGUUACACCUGCGGAUCCGACCUUCGGCUCUACCUUUUCUGGAUCCUGUCAAGUACAAUCGACAUGGGAAGUUAAAGACAAAAGCUUUUGUUGAUGGAAGAUGGAUAUUGGCGUUCAGGGACGAGGAGUCUUGCAAAAAUGCUUUUCUCAUGAUCCGUGAAGAGAUUAAUCAUCUAUGCGAUGAGGUUGAUAGAAGAAUAAAACCUUUGCUCAAGCUUGAAACCGUGCUAGACAUAUCAAGCUCGUCUGCUCCUGUUUCAGAGGAUUCCUCUUCACAUACAACACCUCCCGAUUCAUUGUAAGUCUUUGACUUAACUUAUAAUAAUAGGCUGUUUACUUCAGGGGUGGGAAAUUAUUAAGUCUGUCACCCUUUUGUAUAUGCUCCCAAAAUACAUACCAGAUUUGUAGAUUAGAGAUUGUGGCUUAGUGUCAUUCUUUUUGUAUACUAGUCUUUUCUUUCCUGAUUUGUAAAUUUGCCCUUUCUCUCAUUUUUUAGGAGCUCUAACGUAGGCCCUAUAUUUUUCUCUUAUGUUUUAACAUUAUUUGUAAGAUCUGUAACAAAUGUAAAUUUGAGGGAACUCCAUAAAGAGUUUUUUUCCUCUUUGUUCAGACAAGUGUCAUUUUUGUUGUAUGUGUGUUAUUUAUGGAUUAUACAAUAAUGAAAGCUUCUUUCACUUCUA